CACAUUGGUUUAACCAAAUAAUAUCCGCAAAUAUUAUAUGACUGAAGGGAGAUCCAAAAUCAAGCUCAGUUUGUAUCACUGAAGUCCCAAAUGGUCAAUCGUAGCACCAUCAUGGCUUCUGCAAUUUGUACUCCCAAUUCAUCUUUGUCAUCUUCGUCAUCUAACCCCUCUCUGUGUGCUUUCUUAAAUUCAUCAAUUUUAAUCCCCAAAAAUAUGAAUGUUCAAUAUUUGAAAUGCAUCCCUCAACUGGGUCUCGGUCUUUCUUCUCCUUGGAACGGUCUUAAGAAUCUGGGCAUCUCAAUCUCGCAACAUUCUGUGAAAAUAGAAAGAAAGGGCAGAUGUAAAGGUAAGGGAGUGUAUGCAUCUCUAUUUGGAGUUGGGGCUCCUGAGGCUCUGGUAAUCGGGGUGGUGGCUUUGUUAGUUUUCGGGCCAAAGGGUCUUGCUGAGGUUGCUCGUAACCUGGGGAAAACUUUACGGGCAUUCCAACCUACAAUUAGAGAACUUCAGGAUGUUUCAAGAGAAUUUAAAAGCACACUUGAACGAGAAAUUGGUCUAGAUGAAAUUGAAAAUCCAGUGAAAAAGAGUCCAUCGAAGGCCAACUCCAAAGACCCAGAAUUGAACGUCGACCCAAAUGGUUCUCCAGCCCAACCCGAGGAUCCCUUAGCAGUGCAUCUGAGAAAUACUCUUGCUCAGCUGCAGAAAGAGCAAGAACAGGCUGAGUCCCAAGAUACUGCACAAGAAGUUGCUUUAGAAAUGCCUCCAACUGAAAAUCCGGAAAGCAAUGUGGUCGAAGAAGCUUCAUCGGCAGUGGACCCCCCACCAAAUCCCGAGAAUAAUGCUGUUCAAGAAGUUACGCCAGCCAUGGCUACCCAAUCGAAGCCCGAAAUCAAUGAACUUCAAGAAGUUGUUUCAACGGGGGCUUCUCCUUCAAAGCCCGAAAACGAGUCAUGAAAGUUCCUAACAAAAUUUUCCUGAAGAGAAGAGUGAACCUAGUACUCGUCCAUUUUCCAUUUAUCUUAUAUUUUGUGAUAGUCCUUCGGAUUUCUGUCCAGGUUGAGUUCCAGUUUGUUCUUUAAAAAUAUAAUUAGAGUAAAAUUACUCGUCCAAUGACCAUUUUGCUAGUUUCCGUUGAAUUAACUAUAUAAAGCUCUUAUUCGGGCUGUUACAAAUUAUGGUAUAUUUGGCAAGGAAGAUUUGGUAGAAGAAGGUAAAAUUUGAAUAAUUAUAUAUUA
Olea europaea var. sylvestris is the source of this 1232-nucleotide messenger RNA. RefSeq names its product sec-independent protein translocase protein TATB, chloroplastic. NCBI's taxonomy places the organism in Eukaryota, Viridiplantae, Streptophyta, Magnoliopsida, Lamiales, Oleaceae. The coding region runs from base 91 to 951 and encodes 286 amino acids. Gene Ontology annotation, biological process: protein transport by the Tat complex. The transcript is spliced from 6 exons. The record is from RefSeq and is a predicted model, not a curated record. Gene Ontology annotation, cellular component: membrane.